AUGUAUCAUGCCAUUAAAGAAUGGGGUGGAACUCCUUUUGGCUUUAUUGAUGAUGUGACUAUUACCGUUGAAGGUAAAAUUGAAGAAAAUACCAAAAGCUUAAGCAACAUAUUAGAAAAAUGUUGUAAUUGGGCUAAAUCAAGAAUGACCAAAAUUGAUUUGGGUGAUAAAUUGGGUUUUAUUCAUUUUACAAAAAAUGUGAAACCUAAAGAUGAGAAAGUGCAACUUACUUUACCUAAUGGAGAACUUCGUGAACCCCAGAAGGAAGUUAAAUUGCUUGGAAUUACUUUGACCAAUCUGCUUGAUUUUAAAUCUCAUAUUUUGAAUAAAAUCAAUAAAGCAAGAAAAGCUGUUGGUGCUAUUUGGCAUCUUGGUGGCGUGCAAAAAGGUAUGCGGGGGUCUGCAGUCAGAUCACUGUAUAUUGCUUGCGUGAGACCAAUUGUCGAAUAUGGCUUAGAAAUUUGGCAUCAUAAAAUUUUGAAAGGAGAAAUCCACAAGUUGGAAGUAAUGCAGAAUAUGGCUUUAAGAAGAAUUGUUGGUGCUUAUCGCACGACUCCUAUUGCGGUAUUACAAAAGGAAGCUGGUAUUAUGCCAUAUAGUAUUAGGCUAAAAUUUAUGGUGGCACGAAAAGCUAUUCGUUUACACCUAAAUAUUAGCAAAACUAAUCCUAUUAAUGGUCAUUUGUUAACAUUGAUUGAGAAAUCUCCAAUUGCAAAGCUAACCACGCUUUACAUGUUGGUGAAAGAUGAUAGAGACUACCUGAAUAAAAAAGAUGAAAAACGAAAAUGCAAGAGGGUUAAACCUCUUACACUGAAACAACAACAAAAUCAGACUAUUGGAAUUUUGAAGAAACAAGCAAUGGAAGAAUGGCAAGAAAUGUAUUGGAACAGCAGUAAGGAUCUGUGGUAUCAUAAUAUCACAGUGGAGUCGAAAUGUACUAGUAAUCUUUCCAAAAUGGUCACGGGAGUGAUCAUGAAGAAAGAUAGUCGAAGAAUCUUGAGUAAUAUUACUCAGUUUUGCACAGGCCAUGGCAACUUUGGCGCAUGGUUUAAAAAGUUUGGAAUUGAAAAGGAUAGUUACAACUGCAAAUGUGGAGAGCUGGAAACAGUUCAUCACAUUUUAGUUGAGUGUCCUUUGCUUGAAGAGGAAAGAAAAGGACUGAAACGGAUAUCUCCAGAGAUGGACAUGUCGACUCUCUUAAACAGUUUAACUGGCUUACAAGAGAUUGUAAGCUUUAUCUCUGCUUGGAGGGAUUAA
Magnusiomyces paraingens is the source of this 1257-nucleotide messenger RNA. RefSeq lists its product as uncharacterized. NCBI's taxonomy places the organism in Eukaryota, Fungi, Ascomycota, Dipodascomycetes, Dipodascales, Dipodascaceae. The transcript has a single exon. The record is from RefSeq and is a predicted model, not a curated record. Bases 1 to 1257 code for a protein of 418 amino acids.